CAUCACACGUCCAGACUAAACGACGACCAAUUAUGGAUUGGACUGACUCGUCGGCAACAGGGAGCUAUCUAGCUUAGCUCCCUCUCACCCACCCCGCAACCGCGAGGCCGCGACCUCGUCGUCUUCCUCUCCUCUCUCUCCCGUCCGUCCAACUUGGUGGCCUGCCUGCUGCUCUGCUCUUCCGUCCGCGCGUGCUGGGAUCACCAUGGAGGUCUCCGGCCCCGUCGUCGCGCUCACGCCCGGUCAGGUGUCCUUUCUGCUUGGUCUUUUCCCGGUCCUCGUCGCAUGGAUCUACUCCGAGGUGCUGUACUACAAAAAGAAACCUUCGUCAACACACGGGCCCCAUAAUAGAUCUACCAAAGCCAAUUUAAUACGGUUUAUAACAAUGGAUGAGUCUUUUCUGCUUGAGAACCGUGAUGUGUUGAGAGCCAUGGCCGAAUGUGGCAUUAUGCUGGUUUAUUUUUACAUUUGUGACCGGACAGACAUAUUUCCACAGAGCAACAAGAACUACAGCCGCGACCUGUUUCUGUUUCUGUACAUUCUUCUCAUCAUAGCAUCGACACUUACUUCACUUAAGAAGCACCAGGAGGUAUCUUCAUUUACCGGAAAGUCCACGCUCUAUCUUAAUCGCCACCAAACUGAGGAAUGGAGAGGCUGGAUGCAGGUCUUAUUUCUGAUGUACCACUAUUUCGGUGCAUCGGAAAUAUACAAUGCAAUUCGUGUUUUCAUUGCUUGCUAUGUUUGGUUGACUGGGUUUGGGAAUUUCUCAUACUACUAUACCAAGAAAGAUUUUAGCAUUGCAAGAUUUGCUCAGAUGAUGUGGAGGCUAAAUUUCUUUGUUGCCUUAUGUUGCAUUGUCCUUGACAAUGAUUUUAUGUUGUAUUAUAUCUGCCCAAUGCACACCCUAUUUACACUCAUGGUGUAUGGGACACUUGGUCUGUUUAACAAGUAUAAUGAGAUACCAUCAGUUAUGGCUAUCAAAAUUGCUUGCUCCUUCUUGAGUGUCAUUUUGAUAUGGGAAGUUCCUGGGGUAUUCAAUGUUUUGUGGAGCCCCUUUACAUUUUUACUUGGCUAUAAAGACCCAAAUCCUUCCAAGUCACACUUACCAUUGUUGCACGAGUGGCAUUUUCGAUCUGGGCUUGAUCGAUACAUAUGGAUUAUUGGAAUGAUUUAUGCUUAUUUCCACCCUAAUGUGGAAAGAUGGAUGGAGAAGCUGGAAGAAUCUAAGACUAAGGUUGGGCUGUCGAUCAAGGGCACCAUUGUGACUAUUUCUAUCAUAGCGGGCUAUCUAUGGUAUGAAUAUAUCUAUAAGCUAGACAAAAUUACGUACAACAAGUACCAUCCCUACACGUCAUGGAUUCCUAUCACCGUGUAUAUUUGUCUGCGCAAUUGCACCCAACAGUUGAGGGGCGCCUCUCUAGCUCUUUUCACUUGGCUUGGCAAGGUCACGCUUGAGACUUACAUUUCUCAGUUCCACAUCUGGCUCAGGUCUAGUGUACCAAAUGGGCAGCCCAAAUGGCUUCUAUCUUUCAUACCGGAUUACCCAAUGCUUAACUUCAUGCUUACUACAACAAUCUAUAUUUUUCUAUCAUACCGAGUAUUUGAGCUGACAAAAGUACUGAAGGGAGCCUUUAUUCCCAAUAGAGACAACAAUCGCAUGUAUCAAAAUUUUAUUUUUGGGGUUGUCAUUUCUUUAUGUUUGUAUUGUUGCUCACAUAUUCUUCUGAAAAUUCCAGUUGUAUAGGUAAAGUUACAAAUCUGUUGUACAAUAGUUUUCAUAUAUGAGCUCCAUCCCUCCAUAUCUAAGCAUUUUUUUAA
This is a messenger RNA of Triticum aestivum (bread wheat), 1818 nucleotides long. RefSeq names its product protein REDUCED WALL ACETYLATION 3. Bases 206 to 1744 code for a protein of 512 amino acids. NCBI's taxonomy places the organism in Eukaryota, Viridiplantae, Streptophyta, Magnoliopsida, Poales, Poaceae. Gene Ontology annotation, molecular function: acetyltransferase activity. The record is from RefSeq and is a predicted model, not a curated record. Gene Ontology annotation, cellular component: Golgi apparatus. Gene Ontology annotation, biological process: xylan biosynthetic process; xyloglucan metabolic process; plant-type secondary cell wall biogenesis. The transcript is spliced from 14 exons.